Molecule: messenger RNA, 1781 nt
Organism: Hydractinia symbiolongicarpus
Lineage: Eukaryota; Metazoa; Cnidaria; Hydrozoa; Anthoathecata; Hydractiniidae
Product: GTP-binding protein Rheb-like
Exons: 8
Coding region: 149-703 (184 amino acids)
Biological process (GO): small GTPase-mediated signal transduction
Cellular component (GO): plasma membrane
Molecular function (GO): GTP binding; GDP binding; GTPase activity
Source: RefSeq, a predicted model, not a curated record
AAAGCAACGUUGGACAGGCGCCCGACUUUGAGUGGAAUAAAACAACACCGCACCGUGUGUACAACAAGGUGAUAAAAAAGGAUUUGAAAAAGGAAAUUUGUUUGGAAAUGAAAGUAGACCCAGAAAAAUAAUUUAAUUUUGCAGAGCAAUGGCACCCCCUAAAUCACGAAAAGUUGCAAUUAUGGGCUUUCGUUCUGUUGGAAAAUCUUCCCUUUCAAUUCAAUUUGUGGAAGGACAGUUUGUUGAUUCAUAUGAUCCCACCAUAGAAAACACAUUUCAAGCAAAAAUAAAACAUAGAGGGCAUGACUAUCAAAUUGAUUUAGUUGACACAGCUGGUCAGGAUGAAUAUUCUAUUAUUCCCCAAUCUUACGUUGUUGACAAUCAUGGCUAUGUGCUUGUUUAUUCUGUCACGUCAAGAAAAAGUUUCGAGGUUGUGAAAGAUAUCCGAGAUAGACUUUUGGAUUUGACUGGAACUACAAGUUUGCCAAUUCUUCUUGUUGGAAACAAAACAGAUCUCCAUAUGGAAAGAGUUAUAUCUUCUGAUGAAGGAAGUAAUUUAGCGAAACGAUGGAAAGCUGGUUUUUUGGAAUCAUCAGCCAAAGAGAAUAAGCUUGUGCACCAAGUUUUUCAUGCAAUUAUUGAUGAAAUUGAAAAACAACAGAACGGUCCUCAACCAAAGGGAGGUGGUUGUAUUAUAUCAUGAAGUUUGCAUAGAUCAAACAUGUCCAAUAUAGUUGAAAAUUACCUCACACCAUAAUCCAUGUUCCUGUUCGAAAAAUACUGCAAAAUUCCAUGCAUUGUUUUUAUCAUUUUAUUUUUAUCAACCCCACAAAAUAUCAGUCCCAACGCAGAAAAGUGGUACUGAAGGACUUAGGGAUGUUAAAAUAUCAGCAUUCUGCUGUUAAUGUUCGUAUAGUCAAUUAAGAAGCAUUACAGCAAGCAAAGAAACAGAAUUGUUUUUGUAUUUCGCCUAGCUAUUUUUUGUAUUAUAUUGUAAAUAUAUUUUCUUCAUUGUUUUAUCAGAUCAAUAAGAGAUUACUGUAAACAUUUGAAAUCUUGCAGUAGAAAUCAUCACAUGUGGGUUUUUUUCAUAUUUUUAUAACAGUUGUUUUUAAGAAUCAGUUUGUGAAAAGAGAAACAUUUCCUAUUUUUCCUUUGUAAUUCAGCUAAUCUUAUCAAUAGUUAAAAUGUUUGAAAUUAAUAAAUAAAUGCUUGACUCAAAGCAUGUAAAGCAUGAGCAGAAAACCAACGUAAAAAGAAAGAAAAACUAGAAAAUAAAAAUCCUAAUAGACUUUUGAGUAAUGAUUUGUUAAGUCUUAGACAAUAAAAGUCUUUUAUUGUAAAUGAUGUAUGACAAAAUACUUUAUGGAGAUUGCAAAAUGACUUAAUUUUCCAUGUGCCUUAGGUUGUCAUUAUUUUUUUCUUUAGUAUUUCUAAAUGUUUCUUAUUAAAAUUUCAGUUCUUACAUGAAGGAAAUAUACUCUAUGUACACCCAAUGACUAAUGUUUUUCUGGAAAGUGGUAAGGAAAAAUUGGAGACCUUUUUUUGCAACUAGCCAAAAGUAUUGUUUUUUGGUAUUCCAGUUUUUAUAUAUAGUUAAUUUUACUAGGAUAUUUUAUUGAAAUCAGGAAUUGUAAUAGUUGGGAGCUGAAUGAUUUUACAGCUGUAUUUAACUGUUCAUUCUUACAUAAACAAUUGUAAACAAAUUUUUCAGUUUUGCAUGCUGUACUUUGCCUCUGCAAAUUUUUAGCUUUAAAAAAUGUUUCUAUAUAUUUAAUUAG